AUGGAUUUCGCGAGAAUGAUGAGUGCGGCGAGUAAAAACGCGAAAAAAGCCGAUCGUGAAGUGGAUCGGAUACAAGAAGAGGUAGGCGAUUAUCGAUUUACUCAGAACAAGCGAGAAAUGACGCAUUUUGCAGGUGAACAAUGAGAAAAACGACGCGAAAAGACAGUUGGAAGCGGAAAAACGGGCCAGACAAGAAAUGCAGCGGAGAAAAGCGGAAAAGGAGCGGGAAAUGGCACGGAAACGCGAGGAACGGCAGGAGGAAGAGCGUCGCAGGGUAAUUAUCAAUAUCGGCUAGGUUUUGGACGGCUGAAAAGGCGUGAAAGUUGAGAAAGGAAUAGCUUGUUUGCAAUUUCUCCUUUUUUCAAACCGUUUCAACUAAAUAUUUGCAGAAUUUCACAAUUCCGAAGCGCGGCGACGGCGCCUCCUCGUCCACGUCAUCUGGAGUGAAUACGGCGGCGGUUCGUGCAGUUUUGGAGCGUCAAAAAGCGGAAAAAGAGGAGAAGGACAAGAAAAUGGACGCGGAAAAGCAGAGACUGAUGAUGCUGAGAAUGCAGGCGAACGGCGGGAAGGCGACGAAAAAGAUGGGAAAACAGUUCGGAAUGGACGUCAUGUCACUUCAAACACGCUUCGGAGGCAACAAUGAGCAUUUGGAGGUGCUCCAGAAACGGAAAUGGAAAGAAGAGGUGAGUGGGGACUUUUCUGAAGCAAUUUUCAACAAAAAUGUUUUGUAGGAAGAAGCCGAUAUGGAAGCGGACAAGUACCGUUCGGGAGUGUUCAAAGCGAUGGCGGCGAAGCAGAAGAACGAGGGGCAGCUGAGAAACGGAGUGAACGGACCCCAUCGGAUGGCCACCAGCAAGUCGAACAGUCUCGCGGGCCUGUGCUCGAGGCACGAGAGAACGUAAGCGAUUUUUUCCUCGAAUUUUCUAUCGAACCCGACUCACUCUUCAAUUCCUAAUUUUCUCUAGAAGAGACACGUUUUCUCCGCCGAAGGACGGCAAGAAAUCGACGCAGGACCGCCGUGAACCAGUGGUGGAAAAGAAGAAAAUUCAGGCGGCCGCUCCCAUUGAUUUUAAGUGAGUUUUCUGAAAAUUCGGAACAUUUUCUGCUUCAACAGCUUUAUUUUAUCGAAAACUUCGAAAAAAAUGUUCAAUCUGCGAGAUGACUAGGGAAUGAUCAACAGGAAAGUUGGCCUUAUGGGCCGUGACUGACAUAGUUCGAUAGCUUAUACCAAGAGGAUGAAAUGUUCUGUUGAUCGUUUUUGCUGCCGGCACCUGGAUUUCGAGAAAAUGGCGCCGGAAAAUUUCCACUGAAAUCCUGUAUUUUCGGCAAUUUCCCCCCCUCGUAACAGUCGCGUGAACUCCCUUGAUAUCAAAGUAUUCGGAAACAACUGAAAUCGUCGGUUGGAUGGUCAUAGGUGAAUCGCGCACGGUCCAUUAUGGACGCCACGUUGUUUUUUUUAUUUUGUUUUGUUUUUUGAGACUAGUAAAAAAGUAGCUUGUAUGGAUUCCAUUUGAUGGCUGCACCGAUUUUCUUCAGUUGCUCCCGAAGAUUGCAGGCUACUUGGCUGCUUGUGAUCUGGCUGCGCGAAUGGAAAAUGGCGCGUCGUCUGUCUCUGAAAAGAGCAAUAGGAAUAACAGUUUGAACAACGUCGUUGUAAACAAACUCACAUCAGGUUCGAUAUAACCUCGCGACACAUUCGAAUCACUUUCGAUUCCAAUUCUUCCGUUCGAUUUUGCUCGAAACCGUCGAUUAUGAAUUCUGAAACGGUGCAUCUAGAAGGUAUCCCGUACCGAGAACUCACUGGAAACGUUCUCGUAGAAUAUUUUUCCCAGAGGAAUGUACUUUCCGAUCGGUGCGUCUGCGGAGCUGUACGCCACGAAGAAAUCGUCUCUGUCGCCAAUUUUGAUGAAAACUGCGCGAAGUAAGGAUUUCGCAUCUGUGUCAAAGUUCGACGAGCUCCAAUUGCUGCACUGGUACGACGAAAGAGCGUUUCCCAUUUUGAACGAAACUCCGCCGGGGAGCUUGAUCAAUUCUUCUCCGCUCUUCGCCAAGGUCAGGCUGAAUCCUUUUUGAGGAACAAUCGGUUUCUGAAUCAACUAUGGCGUUUGGCGGUUAUACAUCACACAAAUCGGGGCUGAUACUUUUCUCCUUGUUCUUCAAGCGACGAAGCAGUUUGUUAGUCUGGAAAAGCGGACAUGCUUAAAAUGAAUAGAACAACAGUACCCAGUCCGUUUCUUUGGCUUUUCCUACUGCCAUUUCUUCCAAUGCUGGGCUGAAUUCAUGAAAUUCUCUAGCCAGCUCCAGAUAUGGAUAGAAGUCGACUUCUCUGUCGUUGCGAGUGAGUUUGCGAGGAUUUUCCUGAGAAUUUGAAACUAUGCCACAAGACUUCGGAAAGGGACGAUACCUCGCAUAGCUCUCGAGAAAACGGCGUUCCCGUUUCCGCAUCGUACAGAUUGGUCAACCCGAAUGCAAUCGGAUCCCAUCUGCCAUAUUGACUGGCUUCCAAACUUCUUUCACUUGAGGGAGGACCGUCGGCUAUGCUAUUCGAACCGCGCUAUCUUUCAGCGCGAAGUUGUUAGUCGACAUUGGUGAUGAAUUGGUGACGGUCGUCGUGAUUUUCGUCGAUGGAAACGUGUGCAAGCCGAGUCGCAAGUGGAACUGAAGUCAACUGCUGGAAACGAGGAGGUGUCUGCAAUUUGAUCAGUUACAAUUCAUGUGAUUGCGUGACGUCGUUUCUCUUACUUCCACGUGAAUUGGAGUACGCGGAAGUUCUUCGGUGUUGCUCGUCUUCUCUCUCACUUCCUUCUGCAGUUGAAAUGGUUCAGGGUCUUCUUCGUUGUUUUGCACCGCCAGUUUCUUCGGUUGACUCGGAGGCAAGCCUUCUUCUUCAUCUUGAUGAGCGGAUUUCGGAUCUUGACGACGUUUCUUUCUCCCACGCGUGCUCAUCCUCGAACCUCUGAAAAUAAUGUGUGGCAGGAUAAGCUGAUCGAACGCACAUGAAUUUUGUCCGUUCCGUUUCUUCUUUGGCGAACGUCGCAAUAAUUCGAAUGCAAAAUAGUUUCUUCAAUCGCUCGUUGGAAAAGAGUCCGAUCGACUACGAACAUGUCCGAUUUCCCCAGAGAAGUUUGAUCCUUUGGUUGCAGUUCUGCAACGGUACGAUUCAGUGUUGAGCGGAAUUCCGUCUGCCGUCUUCCGUCCUCCGUCUUCCGUGGUUUUUUUUGUUCAGUCUUCCGUCUGCCGUCUUCCAGGAAAAAAGUUUUCUUCCGUCAUCCGGGAAAAAGGUUUUCUUCCGUCUUCCGGGAAACAGGUUUUCUUCCGUCUUCCGUCUGCCGUCUUCGGUAAAAAAAUUUUUCUUCCGUCUGCCGUCUGCCGUCUUCCGGGAUGUUUUCUUCUUACCGUAAAAGAGUAAUAGCUUCUUAAAAGCCAUUUACUAGCCCCGAAGAACGCGAAUUUCCACGGGCACUGACCCAGAUCCAAAAUUUUUGUUGUUUAGUUAUUUUUUCAAAAAAAUAAACCCGGAGAAACAGGUUCUGCAUUGACGAUUUUUUUGUUCCGUCUGCCGUCUGCCGUCUUCCGUGAGAAAAGUUUUCUUGAUAGUGGUAGAGGACGUUUUCCGUGUUCCGUAAAAAAAAUUUUCUUCCGUCUGCCGUCUGCCUCCGUUUCCGGCGUUUCAAUUUCGUCGCGGUGAGAACGGCCUGGAAGCUAGAAAAUUUAUCGGACCGAACAAAUUUACGCUCACCUUCCCUUCGCUUCGAUACAUUUCUGUCAAGUCGUCGUUCCCGGCCGCAAAAGUGCUUAUGAAGAAACAGGGGCAUCAGGAAAUUGCGUUUUUACUGCAAAAAAUACAGGAAGUUUGCUAAAAAAUUCGAAAAGAAUUAGGAAAUUUGAAGAAGAGACCGAGCUGCCGUCUCGGCCACACGGCCUCUUCCCCCCCCCAUAUACGAUCCACGCGCGAUCCAUGCGACUGCGGCGGCGGCGCGCUAUUUCAGUUGUUUCCGAAUACUUUGAUAUCAAGGGAGUUCACGCGACUGUUACGAGGGGGGAAAAUUGCCUAAAAUACAGGAUUUCAGUGGAAAUUUUCCGGCGGCAUUUUCUAGAAAUCCAGGUGCCCGCAGCAAAAACGAUCAACAGAACAUUUCAUCCUCUUGGUAUAAGCUAUCGAACUAUGUCAGUCACGGCUCACAAGGCCAACUUACCUGUUGAUCAUUCCCUAGUGAGGUAAAAUUCACAAUUUUCUUUUAAAAAAAUCAUUUCAGAAGUCUGAUGGCGGCGGCGAGCAGCAUUGCGGAAGGAAAAUCGGUCAAUUUGGAUCAUUUGCAAACGAAACCGGCCAAAUUUCAGAUUUCCCAACAAAAGUAGGCCCAAACCCCCAUUUUCGACCCGCAAUCGUUCAUUCUUGCAGAAAUGCCUCUUCGAACGGCCAAAAACAAGGACUGUCGGCGGUGGAACGCGAGAAAUUGCGAGAAAAGGAGAGAAUUCGCGAGAAACAGGAGAGACAGCGAGAAAUGGAGAAGCAGAGACAGAAGGAGAAGGAGAAAGAGAGGUUAGCUUUUUGUGGAAACGUUUUUAAGCAUUUAUUCAACUUAAAAUGAAAAUAAAGAAACUAGUUGUAUUCGAAUUUCAGAGCCCGUGCCUCGGCAUCAUCGAAAUCGCGUCCUUCGGACUCAAAAACGACGUCAUCAGCGGCCAACGGAAAAUCCAGUGAAGAGAAAAAGGAAAAGUGGGUUGUUUUUCCAAUUUCUGACAUGAAAAUCCAGACGUUUCCCUAAUUUUUGCAAUUUUUCAGGCCACCCGUCCGAAAACCGUUCCAGAAGGGACCGACUCCGCCCCCGGUGAUCCCGGCGGCGGUGCCCGGAAAGAAGUAUCUGCCGGGAGACGUCCGCUACAAACAGGCGAUGGCGAUGGCCAAAAACGGAGGAGGAAGCAGUCAGUCAACCGAUAGGGACCACCGAAACGCUCCCUCGUCGUCUUCGUCUUUGUCUUCUGGAGCAGUUGGUGGAAGAGAAGGAUCUUCGCAGAAUAACAGUGCGUUCUUUCUAUUUCUCUCUUCUCCUAUAAAUCCAUUUUCAAUUACAGAGGACCGUAUCUCGGCAGUGCGUGAAGCGGAGCGUCAACGCGAAAAGGACCGUGAAAAGCAGAAGGCGUUGAAGCGGGCACGUGAGGAGAAAUCGCUGAAAGAUUACGAACGGGAGAAAAGAAUGAGGAAACUGGGACCGUCCUCGUCUUCCGGCGGUCCCUCUUCUUCUUCCACUUCCUCUUCGAAAAAUUCGGCGGAUGCGAAGAGAAACUACGAAAUGAGACGGAUGGCCGAGCUCCGCGAGCAGCAAGUGAGAGAGAAGGAGCGGAAGAAGACGAAGAAAUCGAACGGGGACCGUCGGGCGGACAAUGGAACCUUCUGGAAGGGAGCCGACGAUUUCACCGACGAGGAGAUGGACGAGGACGAGGUAAAAUUCAGAAGAUCGACUCGAAAACUGUGUAGUACUGUAGUUUGUAGCAAAAAUCACUUAACAUGGGAGAUUUUGAGCUUUUUCUCAUCGAAUUCUACUGGAUAAUGGUUUAGGAAGAGGCAUUACUGUAGAAAUUUUGAAUUGAAAUUAUAUUUUUUGGGUUCCAGGAACAUGACUUGAAUUUAUUGACUUUUUCUAAAUCACUUGGUCAAUCCUAUUCUCUGCAAUUUUUCAAUAAAGACAUUUGUUCAGUACGACAACGAAGACUUCGAUGACGACGACGAUAUGGACGAUUUCAUCGAUGACACCGAAGUGGACAUGGACAAUAUGAGCAGAAAGGACUUUGAGGAGACGCUCAGGUAACUUUUUAGAGCAUUCUUUUGAAAAAAUUGUAUUCAACAUAUUUGCAGAAUGGUCAACCGUAAAUACGAUACGGACAAGUGGUCGCGUCGCGAGAAAAUGAUCUCGGAACGGGACAUGAUUUCGGAUUAUCGGCGAGUUCAGGCCGAAGAGAACUACUCGAAACGGGCCGGAUUCAUGGAGGAUCUCAAAGAGGCCACCAAAGGACGAUCCGUCAAAUUAUAGAUUUUUUGUUCGCUCUCAUUUCUAUGUCAUUUUUACUAGAACUGCAAUUUGUUGCCCUUCUUCUCUAGUUUAACACCCCGAUUCUAUGUCAUCAAAAGCUCACUUCUUUCCCCCAAUUGUGAUACGUUUUCUUGUGAUGCCGAACUAUUUCUUUCCAGCUCUCCCCCAAAUGCUUUCCUUCCCUCCCCCCAAAAAAAGUUAUUUUAAUUUAUUUAAAUUCUCCCCACCCACUGUUAGCCUAGACCCCCUUAUUUAAUUAAUAAUCGAUAUCGUGAAAUAAUUCUUAAUUUUAUGGACUUUAUCUCGUGUUUCUGUUCAAAUUGGACAACACUACCCACUGGGUAUAAGGCCCAUGAGUAAAUGUUUUUGUGUGUGCACAAAGAGAAAUUCAGAAAAUGUUUGCAGCAAUUGGCAUGCACAUAUUACGGAUAGGCACCACAUUUUUCAGACAGGUACGAAAGGCAAUUUUGUUUGAAAACACCCAUAAUUUUACCGUUUCGAAACAUUAAUGUAUUGUGGAAUUUCAAUUUAGAAUUGCGCACUUUAUUUCCACCAUCAAACAUGCCGUUUCCCUGUGGCAUUACAGGCUUCUUGUCCACUGCUCGCGGAGCACAAACUACUCGAGAAUGCGGUGGUACAAAGAGCAGGGAGCAGGCAGGAGUCAACCGGUCAGUUGGCGGACGCGAAAGUCUAUUGUUUAGACGGGCGGCGCGAAAUUGAGAAGUAAUCCGAUUCACUUGAAAUGUGUUUAUGAUAUAAAUUACGAAAUCAUUGAGCAAAUGGUCGAAUUCGAGCGUCAGAGGUUGAAGUGCAACGUUUGAAAAUAAAUGUAAUUUUCGCACCGUUUCACUCUGCUCAUAAACUAUUCAAGGAUACUAGUUGGAUUACUAUGCAGAACUGCAGAACAGUCAAUAAUUCGUCAAUAAUUUGUGCGAUAUUUUCAAGCGGAACAAUGAUUUUGUGGAUUGUCCAGAAAGCCAUUUUCCAUAUUUUUCGACGUUGAGAAAAAAUGUUAUAACCUGAAUACCCAUUCAAUUUGACAACUUGUUCUGAAAAUUGAGCUGAAAGGGAAAAAUCCAAGUGGAACAAUGAUUAUGUGGAGCAGUGUAGUUCAACUGAUUCAAGUGACCUUGAUAAACUUUCCGUUUCACUGACCCGCCAUGUGUCUGUAAUUUUGAGAGCCAUUCGAUUCGUCGCUUUCGUUACCCUUACUAUUCGGCUAAAAAUUAGGCUGUAGCUAGUGAAUUCUAAAGUUAUUGUAAAUGUACACGGUCGUGCACUUUUCAAGUACAUUUUCAAAUAGUCAACAUUAGAAACUGUGGAUCGAGGUGUACUUAUUGUUGAUAAAUAUUAAAAGUAGCACUAUUUCAACACAAAACUCUUGCUGUGCACCGAGUGCGCCAUGCACCCAGUACACUCCCUCUUCCCGAGCUUCUCCUUCUUCUUCUUCUUUUUCUUCUUCCCUUCCGUCUCUGACCGUCUCCGUCUCUCUCUCUCUCUCUUUUUGUGUUGUGUCAGUGGAGUGUGUCUGGCCGGCUGGCCCCGCGGCUAUCCGAGAGAGAGACGCACACAUGCUUUUCACAUUUUUGCGUUCUUUUGCCAACCAACACUUGUACCCAAAAGACCCCGUUGAAUGGGUACUUUGCACUCGGAUUCGGGACAUUUUUCGGUUUCUUUAAAGUUUUUUAGGAGUCUUUAGUAAAGUUUAGAGUAGUCGUAUGAGUAUAUCGCAGACUUUGAAGUGAAAAAAGAGCCCCUAAAUACCGGUGCAUCACAAUACCGUUCAUUCAAAGCAAUGUAUCUCAGCUGCCGGUAGAGAUGUCAAAAAGUUGCCAACUGAUAAAGUGUUCAUUAAGAAAUUUUGUACAUUUUGUCAGUUGAAAACUUUUUGAUAUCUCCGCCGGCAGCUGAGAUACAGUGCUAUGAACAACCAGUAUUCUGAUGUCAGCUUUUACGGUUUCAAACCGAACAUUUACUUCAGAAAUAUUGUGUUCCCGGAUUCUAACUUUUUCAAUACCUUCAGAAACCGAUUGCUGUCAGUUCAAAUCGUCAUAAAAACGCACUUUGCCCAUCAAAAAAAUUCCAUUUUUAAGUGCGGAACAGAAAAAAUUUACGAUCCUCUGCUCUUUCCGUAAUCUUUUUCAUGUCGACACGUGAUCGCGAAGACCCCAUAAUCUUCUUAACAACUUUUAGGCUCCGCCCACUUUUCACUGAUAAAAUGGCUCACAAAAAUGGGUACGUAUAGACCGGGAACUCGAAGAUUCCUCUGCCCUUUGCACUUGCUGGUCUUCGUUGAAGUCAGUCAUUUGAAGCGGUUGUGAGAAUAUGCUGAAACUGAAAAAAAAAAGUUUUAUUACAGUUUCAGAACACUUUUUUGUUUCACAUGAUCCCAUGAUGGUUGCUUUAUUAAUUCCUUUAAUGCUUCAAAUUCUGCAAAAAUUCAGAGCUGCCAGUCCGGUAGAGCGCACUUGCAUCACUAAUAAACCUCGACUAUCCUCCAUUUUGGAGCCAAAAACGUGUUGGGGAAAUAUUGUCGGUUCGCAGAAAAGUCGACCAUCAUUUCCCAAAAACGCGUUCGUUCACGUGAACGGAAUGUGUCUUUUCCACGUCAUUUUCGCCAGAAAUCCAGGUGAUUAUCGGUCGUUUUAUGAUGACUUUUCUGAAAAAUGUUAAUUUUUUUUCUCUAUGUCACUCGGCUCUCGCUCUUUUCGCUUCUUCUUCUUCUUCUUCUUCUUUCCGGGCUGAGUAUCAAAUGAACAGGCUCCGCCCACUUUUUGUUCCCUUGCUCAGCCACACACACACACACGCCAGACUAUUGCAUUUUAGAGCUUCUGCUCGCCUUCUCGAGCUCUUUUUCCAAUGAAAUGUUGAGAAGAACGUCUUUAAAAACCGCGCCAAAAAUUAUGUUGAUUUUUUAGGCGGCCCGUCGUCCGGCGGCUGGAGAAUGACGAAGGGACCGGCGGUGUGGUGCGAAGGGAGCCUCCUGCAUGCAGUCCAACUUUCGGGACUCUUCCCCGACUGCAAGACGUUCGUGGACAUGCCGUUGAAGCACAAUGCAGGUGGGAUUUCCACACAUUUCCUUGUCGAAAACAGUCGCGACAAGUUUAGAGUAAAUCGUGUGUGAAACCGAAAUGUACACUUUCAAACGGGGGGUAUUUCAUUUGAUUUGCAAAACUCUUCCAGAACUUGCAGAACUACAAUAUCCACUGACCCCCCCCCCACCCUGAUUCCGUUGUUUUCUCUCUUUCCGAAUCCUCCACCGGCUGCCACUAGAACGGCUCUCUCUCUCUGUGAGCCCAGAGCAAUGAACAAUCUCCGAUUCACGUGAAACGCCGGUGAAGAGAGCGGAGAACGGAUGGGAAAAGCGGGAGAAAAGGGGGGCUGACUGCUUGUUUUUCUGGCCAAGCGCAAUAAAAAGUUCCCUGUUGUCGUUUUGCUGCGAAAAGAGGGAUUGGACAAAGAUCAGCGGCGCUUCGACGGGCCAAAAUGAUUUCGGUAGAGCGCAUUUGUGACGCUAUAAAUAGACUAGUCAUCUGUGGUCGAAAUCCUGAUAAGUACGAUGUGUGAAACACGUUUUAGAACUUUCUGCUUCCUAGGGAAUGGCCCGCACUUAUCUUGUGCUUUUAGAAUGGGACCUAUAUGAUUCGAAAGAGAAUUUCACGGAGAAUCCGAAUCUGCUCUCCGUGAAUAACUUUGUAUUUGAUUGUCUAUUUUAAAAAAAAUUAGUUUUCGAGUUAUCGUCGCUUUUUUCUUGUCGCUCUAGGAAAACAGUUCAUAACUCGAAAACUAAUUUUUUUUAAAUAGACGAUCAACUACAAAGUUAUUCACGAGAUAAUUUUCGUUAACUUACUAAUUGACCACUUUUGCAACGGACGCGUGGUUCUUGAGAUACAGGUCGCCGAAGAUGAACUUGCUAGAAAAUGUGGCUGAAACAGGCAGAUUUUCUCGCCAGCCAUUGCUCUUUAGCAAAAAAGUGGAGAGCAGAUUCGGAUUCUCCGUGAAAUUCUCUUUCGAAUCAUAUAUAGGUCCCAUUGCAUAAGCCCCGAAGGAAAGUGCGGGCCAUUCCCUAGUUAGAAAAAGCUAUACGCUUUGCAUUUUCAUUUCGAAAACGAUCAAAAAGAUGUACAGUUUCUACAAUAUCCCUUUAGAUAAUUGUACUUUUUGAAAUAGUUAUAUCGGCCUAUGCCAUUCAGAGCUUCAAAUGAACUAUUCUGGUGCCUUUAGAAACGACCCUGGCCAAAUGGAACGCCCUCGUCGCCCUGACUCCCAUCACAAACGACGUGCUCGCGCUUUUCCUCCGCGAGAACUUUGACGAGCCGGAAGGCGAACUCGAAGAAUGCGCCCCCGACGACUGGCUUCCAUUGGUACAUCAGUUUUGAGCCCACGACCCAUCAUCCAGUCCCGCUUUUUUUUAAGACUGGACGAUUCGGCGACAUCAUAGACGAAGAUUAUCGCAAAUUCGCGGCCGCUCUACACGCAAAAUGGCCGACGCUUUAUAGAAAAGUGAGUGAAACUGGCGAAAAAGUGAAAAAGGAAGCAGCAGACAAUGGAUUUAGAUUUCACAAAAAGUGCGUGUCAACCCGGAAAAGUACUCGAUCAUCGCGGUCCCGCAUCCGUUCGUGGUCCCCGGUGGAAGGUUGGCGCGCUUCUGACCAAGUGUUGAAGCGCAAAAAAAAACGUUGCAGAUUCCGUGAAAUGUACUACUGGGACUCGUUCUUCACAAUCAAAGGCCUUCUCGCGUCGGGAAUGCUCACCACCGUCAAGGGAAUGAUCGACAAUAUGGUGUUUUUGGUCGAGACGUACGUUUUUAUCAGACUCCAUCAGAUUCUGGAACAAGAAACAUGUCUCAGGUACGGAUUCAUCCCGAACGGCACCCGCAUCUACUACCUCAACCGCUCGCAACCGCCCCUUCUCACCUGGUGCGUCAAGGCCUACUACGAGGCCACGAAGGACAAGGAAUUCCUGCGAACAACGCUUCCCACACUCAGAAAAGAGGUUUUUCUUAAAACUGUUACUCAAAUGAUGAAAUGCGCUCAAUUUCCUCAUGAACAUUUUGUCAGUUGACAACUUUUUGCUUGUACACCUCGCUCCAGCAAUAAAUUCUCCACAUUUCCAGCUGUCCUUCUUCCAAAAGCACAAAUCGGUGCGAGUGCCCGAAUGGAACUCGCCGCUCUUCCGAUUCGUCGUCGAAACCGACCGUCCGCGUCCCGAAUCCUACCGCGAAGAUCUUGAAAGUGCGGAACAUUUGGACACUUUCGAGAAGAAGUGCGUGCUUUGGGGCGAUCUGGCUGCUGCAGCGGAAAGGUGAGCGCUCGUAAAUUGACAAUAACCAUUGAAAAACGCGCGGAGCGUUUUCAGCGGCCGCGACUUCUCCUCGCGCUUCUUCGCCGUCCACGGACCGUACGCGGGCAAACUCGAAGGCACGCGCACCUCGCAACUGGUGCCCGUCGAUCUGAACUCGAUCAUUUGCGGAAAUCUCAAAACGCUCAGCAGAAUGUACGCGGAACUCGGCGACGUGGACAGUGCGGGCGUCUACGAGCAGCAGCAUCAAGUGCUCAAAGAGACCAUCAAACAGGUGCUGUGGAGCGAGGAGCACGGCUGUUGGUUCGACUACGAUCUCGAGGAGGGAAAGCAUGCGAUCAGCUUCCACGACACCAACUUUUUCCCAAUGUACACUGGCAGUUUUCAUGAGGAUUUGGACUCGAAAAGGGUAAGUUAUAAAGUGUGCGUCUCCAACUGACGCCGUUUCAGGUCGUCGACUACAUCACGUCAACCGGAGCCGCCGGAUUCUCGGGCGGCAUCCCCGUCUCCCUCUCGAACACCGGCGAACAAUGGGACUUCCCCAACUGCUGGCCACCAACCACCUAUGUCCUUUUGGAAGGAUUACGGUACUUGGAAGCGUAGGCUUUCAUGAAACAAUCGGCCGAAUUUCUAGAAAAGUCGGACAAGAGGAGUUGGCGCUGAAUCUCGUGGAAAAGUGGGUGCAGAAGAACUACAACAUGUGGCGGAACAGUGGAGGACGCAUGUUUGAGAAGGUAACGGGUGUAUCUCUGCCGUCUUUAGAGAUAUCAAAAACUUGUCAACUGAGAAAAUGUACAGAAUUUAAUAAUGAACAUUUUGUUAGUUGACAACUUCUUCAUAUCUCAACAAACAACAAAGAUACACGGCUUUUUUCAGUACAACGCAGUGUCGCCGUGCUACAAAGUGAAAGGCGGCGGCGAGUACGUGAUGCAAGAGGGCUUCGGCUGGACGAACGGAGUCAUCCUCGAAUUCCUACGCAAAUACGGCUCUCAAAUCCGCUGGCGAGCCGCCGAAUCGUGCGAGUGUUGCGACGUGAACGUCUCACGAAGCCACGUGGCGAAGAGUGCGUCGCCGGUCCCGUCGUCCAACUCGACCGCCUGUCUUUUCGCCAGCGAUUCGCUCACGCAGACCCCUUCGGUGCUCUCCCUUCAAUCCAUGGCUUCCGAUCUUUCGACCGGCCAGAAUUGA
Molecule: messenger RNA, 12521 nt
Organism: Caenorhabditis sp. 36 PRJEB53466
Lineage: Eukaryota; Metazoa; Nematoda; Chromadorea; Rhabditida; Rhabditidae
Source: the annotation of a GenBank genome assembly